This is a messenger RNA of Stegostoma tigrinum, 2532 nucleotides long. RefSeq names its product MAPK/MAK/MRK overlapping kinase-like. The coding region runs from base 468 to 1676 and encodes 402 amino acids. Gene Ontology annotation, cellular component: cytoplasm; nucleus. The record is from RefSeq and is a predicted model, not a curated record. NCBI's taxonomy places the organism in Eukaryota, Metazoa, Chordata, Chondrichthyes, Orectolobiformes, Stegostomatidae. The transcript has 11 exons. Gene Ontology annotation, biological process: intracellular signal transduction; protein phosphorylation. Gene Ontology annotation, molecular function: protein serine/threonine kinase activity; ATP binding.
AUUGCGACAAGCAGCCUGUCCUCGCUGUCAAUUGCUGCUCGAAUUCCCUACCUCGGUUUCAUACUGAAAAGUAAAUUGGGGAUUUAACUUCUGACAUGUAGUCAUAAUUUUAAAACCACGAGCCGAGUUAAAAUGAUCACGUAACAAAAACAGUACGAAACUGAACAGCCGAAAAAGGGGGUGCUGUCGUCGUACAUUUGCUCCACGGCGAUGGUCUGCCAUCUUGUGUGUACCUGGGUAUGGUAUUUGAGCGAGUGUUAAGAACGAGAUGCGAUCUCUACCAGUGUAAAUUUUAAUAAAACAUGGAACCGUCCAGGUCGGUUGUGAGCCAGUGUUGCAUUCUUUAAUUGAAUACUCUUCUUUUGAAAAAAGACUAUCGACUAGUAUCUAAAAUAGGCGAAGGGACAUUUUCGGAGGUCUGGAAGGCGCAAAGCUUGAAAGAUGGAACCUACUACGCUUGUAAAAAGAUGAAACAACAUAUCGAAAGCAUGGAGCAAGUGAACAAUCUACGUGAAAUUCAAGCAAUGCGCAGACUGAGUUUACAUCCUAAUAUUCUUCAGUUACAUGAAGUAGCCUACGAUAAAAAGUCUGGGUCACUAGCUCUAAUAUGUGAACUAAUGGAUAUGAAUAUCUAUGAGCUCAUACGAGGUCGGAGGAACCCAUUGCCUGAAGGUAAAAUAAAGAGUUACAUGUAUCAACUAUGUAAGUCCCUUGAUUACAUGCACAGAAAUGGGAUUUUUCACCGAGAUGUAAAGCCAGAAAACAUUUUAAUUAAGCAAAACUUACUGAAGUUGGCAGAUUUUGGUUCCUGUAGGAGUGUCUACUCAAAGCAGCCAUAUACAGAAUAUAUUUCUACCCGAUGGUAUAGAGCCCCUGAAUGUCUUCUUACAGAUGGGUACUACAGCUUCAAAAUGGACAUCUGGAGCACAGGCUGUGUUUUCUAUGAAAUAACAAGUCUACAGCCACUUUUUCCUGGUUCUAAUGAAGUUGACCAAAUUGCAAAGAUCCAUGAUGUUAUUGGAACUCCAAACUCUGAAACACUAAGGAAGUUCAAACAAACUCGAGCAAUGAGUUUUGAUUUCCCACAGAAGAAGGGAACAGGAAUAUCUUGCCUCAUUCCUCACACCACUUCUGAGAGUAUUUCACUGAUGAAUGCAAUGAUGGAGUAUGACCCUGAAGAAAGGAUCACUGCUAAGCGAGCACUACAACAUCCUUACUUUCGUGAAUUGAGAUUGGCAGAGAAACAAGCUACAACCUUCCAGCGUAGAGUUAGAUGCUUAGAAGGGAAUGAAAACAGUCUAAGCCCUGCUGUGGUGCACAACCUUUGGAGAAUUCAUAAGGGACAUAAACAGGAAAUUCCUGUCCGACGCCAAAUUCCUCCAUAUCCUGUGGAGCUGCCAAAGCUGAAUGUCCCAGCUACAACAAAGAUUGUUGCCUACCCAAAUCAGAGUUUAAAGUCUCUCUUUCCAACAGCAUCAAGGGCUGAAAAUGGACCGCUACCUCAAGUGCCAAGCAAGGCAUCACUUCAGUCUUCAACCAGAUGUGCCAAGUGGAUACUUCAUCUCUGUCUCCUCCAGAAGUUCCCAGCAUCACAGAUGCCAGUCUUCAGCCAAUUUGAUUUAUUCCAUGUGACAUCAAGAAAUGGCUGGAGGCACUGGAUACUGCAAAGGCUGUAGGCCCUGAUGUUAUCCGGUAAUAGUCCUGAACAUGUACUCCAUAACAAGCUAUGCCUUUCGCCAAGCUGUUCCAGAUGCAGCUACAAUUCUGGCAUCUACCCCUCAAAGUGGAAAAUUGCCCAGGUGUAUUAUGGACACAUAAAGGAGGAGAAAUCCAGCCAUGCUUAUUACUGCCAAUCAGUCUCCUCAUGACAUAACGAUGAAAAAUGUCAUCAAUAAUGCUAACAAACUAACUUGGUUAUUAGUUUCCUGUUUUCUCUCUCCCUUCUUUCCUAAAUAGCAAGAUUAUAUUUUCAACUGUUAUAAUCCUAGCUGGUGGUAAUACUGGACAACUUAGUUGCUAGAAUGAAGCCUGGCUUGAUAGAUCAUAAGUUCUAGCAUUUGAUUGCAGUGAUGCUUAGUCACUGUAAUAUACAUUACAAGGCUACAAAUGUUCUUUAACACGAGCUUAUAGCACAAAAUAAAAAAGAAAACAAAAUCUUAUAUGUGACAGUUUAGAAUUUUCUUGAGAUAAAACAAAGUUUCAAACUGUUUUGCAAUGCUAUCAUUUUACAGGUUCUCAAUCCCAAAGACAUAUCAGUCCUAGUUGGACUGUUUAAUUUCUAACUUAACUGACCCUUCCCAGUUCUUAACCUUGGACUGCUGAAACAGUUUUCUAAUUUAUGUAUCUGCUAGCAUCAACUCUUCUUCAGUUUCGACGGCCUAAACCUCUUUUCAGUUCACAUAGAUCAAAAACUUCUAUACCUUCUCACAAUUUGGAUCAUAGACCAACCUCUUCAGCCAGUGUGACUGGUUCCUCUGAACCAACACCUUGAAACUUUCUGUUCUGAAAUAAAAGCUGAACGAGUUGCCUUGA